GUUUAAAGCACCUCAAGAAACCACAAACCUGACGCUGUUUUGGUUCUUCCUGAGCUAUCAAAACCCACCAGAUUCAUUCCACGUCAACCCAGUUCAAACCCAAUUCAAUUCGCCAACCCAUCAAAACCCUAAUUCCCAAUUUCGGGAGCCAUUUCGCAAAUUAGGAAACUUGGAAAUGGAUUUGACCCACACGCAUCUAUACUCGCUACACACUCACUCACUGGCUCAGUCUCUGCCUCCGUCGCUGUGUUUGGUUCUUGGAGUCCAUGGCUUCCAAAGGUUCGUGCUUUUUCUGCAAGGCCGAGAGUGAUGUGUUCGUUGAUGGCUGGAAGCUCAAGGAUGGGUCUUCGGCCCAGCUCUGCAGGAAAUGCGGUUUUGCUUAUGUGAAUGGUAUAUUUUGUGAAACUUUUCACAUGGGAGCGGAAGGCUGGAGAGACUGUGCUGUUUGUGGAAAGCCACUCCAUUGUGGGUGCAUUAUGUCAUGCCACAAGUAUGCAGCACUGGAUGUCGGAGGUGUAGGUUGCUCAAACUGCUUACUAGAUGUUGAUAAAGCUAUUGCUUCCGGUCAAAUGACCCAAAUGCUGAAAGAAUUGGUUGCCAAGUACAAGACGGAUCCAACGGUUACGUUUGAUCCUACUAGGAAAGUUGUCGAGUCCCUUUCUCCUGGAUCUGUACAAGUGCCUUCUCCUCAGUUUGGAGCAUCUAAAGGAGAUACAUCUUCUGAAACCAAAGUAGACAGUGAAACACCUCAAAUGGAUGCCUCCACAGGGAACCAUUUACACACUGACAAUUGGCUGAAGACGACAAGUGCUGAGCAACUCCCAAAAGUCUCUGGAAACUUAAUCUCUUGUCAUAUAUCUCUGUUUGAGAAGUCAUCCACUGCAAGUGUAGCUAAUUGCAGUACAGGAUGUCUUGUGAUACUGAAGAAAUAUGCUGAGAAACAGACUCCAAGGGACAUUCAAACUGGUCCAACCCCAAAAGAUACAAGUCUGAAAGCAGACCAGGAACAAUCUCCGAUGGAUAUGGAAACAAAUUCGAUGCCUAUGGAAACAAAUCAGAAGACAAAUCAGAAAAGAAACCAGGAACAAUCUCCUAGGGACAUUGAAACAGGUCCAACGGCUGUAGGUAAAAGUCUGAAAGCAGACCAGAAACAGACUCCAAGGGACGUUCAAACAGGUCCAAUGCCUGUAAAUUCAAGUAUGAAAACAGAAAAGAAACAGACUCCAAGGAACAUUCAAACAGGUCCAAUGCCUGUAAAUUCAAGUAUGAAAAGAGACAAGAAACAGACUCCAAGGGACAUUCAAACUGGUCCAACCCCAAAAGAUACAAGUCUGAAAGCAGACCAGGAACAAUCUCCGAUGGAUAUGGAAACAAUUUCGAUGCCUAUGGAAACAAAUCAGAAAAGAAACCAGGAACAAUCUCCUAGGGACAUUGAAACAGGUCCAACGGCUGUAGGUAAAAGUCUGAAAGCAGACCAGAAACAGAUUCCAAGGGACGUUCAAACAGGUCCAAUGCCUGUAAAUUCAAGUAUGAAAACAGACAAGGAACAGACUAGGGACAUUCAGACAGAUUCAAUGCCUGUAAAUUCAAGUUUGAAAACAGGCAAGAAACAAUCUCCAAGGAAUUUGAAGACAAGUCCAAUACCGGUACAAACAAGUCAGAAAUCAGAACAGGUAAUUGCUUCUGUUUUAGGAUUUGACCGUCGUCACAAUCAUAUAUUUCUAUAG
This is a messenger RNA of Fragaria vesca subsp. vesca, 1727 nucleotides long. RefSeq lists its product as uncharacterized. NCBI's taxonomy places the organism in Eukaryota, Viridiplantae, Streptophyta, Magnoliopsida, Rosales, Rosaceae. The record is from RefSeq and is a predicted model, not a curated record. The coding region runs from base 267 to 1727 and encodes 486 amino acids. The transcript is spliced from 16 exons.